Molecule: messenger RNA, 4248 nt
Organism: Cyclocybe aegerita
Lineage: Eukaryota; Fungi; Basidiomycota; Agaricomycetes; Agaricales; Hemipholiotaceae
Source: the annotation of a GenBank genome assembly
AUGGACGUCGACUCCGACGACCACGCCCGCCACGACAUAGACGCCGACGGCGAGUCCGUCGAUGACGACUCCCAGCACGACAUCCCCCACUCCCACUCGAACCACGCCACCCAUCCCGUGGCUCGCGACUCGGAUGCUGAGGACUCAGGCUACGAGGACCGAGACGACGGCGACGAUGAUCCCGACGAUGACGACGAUGGCGCAUACGCCGACGAGGAGUAUGGCCAGAAGAAGAGGCCCGCGAAAAAGAAGAAACAGCACCGCUCUUCCACCACACCCGCUAUCAGGCCUAAAGCCCCCGUCCGGCACGCUGACUCUUCGGAUUCGGACUCCGAGUACGGGUCCCGUGCCCACAAGAAGAAGAAGAAACCCCGUCCCGCCUCUGACGAGGUCCGCGUAUCCAGCAGAGGCACCAAGGUCCCCAACUACAUCGAUGACGUCCAGGACUUCGAAAAGUUCGAGGAGCAGACAGAAGACAGUGCUGGUUAUUAUGUAGACCCAAAUGUCCAGUAUCAAGAGGAAGACGAGAUUGAAGCUGUCCUCGGUCACAGUCGUGAGGAGGGUAGAGAGGAUGAUCCAGAAGACCUUUGGUUUGAGAAUGUGCGAUUCCACAUCAAGUGGAAGAACUUUUCCCACCUUCACAACACAGACGAGACCUACGAGUUCCUCAAACGCUUCAAGGGCCUCAAGCGGGUCGACAAUUACAUCAAAGCUUAUAAGAUCUGGAAGUCCCGGGUCGCAGCACCUGGCAUCUCGGCAGAGGAGCGCGAGGCACUUCAUCUCGACAAGGAGCGCGAAAAGGAGGAGCUCGAGACCUUCCGCAACGUCGAGCGCAUCGUAUCCCAUCGCGAGUCCCGCGAUGGCGAUAUCGAGUACUUCUGCAAAUGGCAAAACCUCAACUACGACCACUGCACUUGGGAGCUGCAGAAGGACGUCAAUCCAAUCGCGAAGGAACAGAUCGCGGCUUACAGGAAGCGGGAAGCGGAGGCCAAAUUUCCGUACAAGAGCGCAUCUUAUCCCAAAGGUGGUCGGCCAAAGUUCGAGAGGUUGUUGAAGGAUCCGGACUACGUAUCGGCAACGGGAGGCGAGCUCAAGGACUUCCAGCUGACUGGUCUCAAUUGGCUAGCCUUCCUGUGGGGGAAUGGCAUGAAUGGGAUCUUAGCGGACGAGAUGGGUCUUGGAAAGACCGUGCAAACGGUAGCCUUCAUUUCCUAUCUCUUCCAUCAAAUGCACCAAUACGGCCCCUUCCUCGUCAUCGUCCCUCUAUCGACCAUCACCGCCUGGCAGAGCCAGUUUGCAACAUGGGCACCAGAUAUCAACGUCAUUACUUACAUCGGCACGGCCUCUGCCCGAGAGGUCAUCCGGACAUAUGAGUUUGGACAGUCCAACAAGAAGCUCAAGAUGAAUGUCUUGCUGACGACGUAUGAGCUCACAUUGAGAGACGCCAAAGAGCUGGGCGACAUCAAGUGGCAGGCUUUGGCUGUUGAUGAGGCCCAUCGCCUGAAGAACUCCGAGAGUCAGUUGUAUGAAGCUCUUCGAUCUUUCCAUGCUGCUUCCAAGCUCCUCAUUACUGGAACCCCUCUCCAGAACAACGUGAAGGAGUUGUUGUCUUUGAUGCACUUCCUCAUGCCCGAGAAAUUCGCCUUGUCAAACGAGUUCGACCUUACUGACGCUGAUCAUGAGUCGAAGAUCAAGCAGUUGCAUGAGCAGUUGGAGUCGUUGAUGCUCCGGCGGUUGAAGAAGGAUGUCUUAACAUCGCUACCGACGAAGAGCGAGCGCAUCUUGCGCGUGGAAAUGAGCGCCAUGCAAACUCACUUCUACAAGAACAUCCUAACCAAGAACUUCGCCGCUCUCGUGAAGAGCGCGAAUGGUAACAGCAACAUCAGCCUCCUCAACAUCGCAAUGGAGCUCAAGAAGGCCGCCAAUCACCCCUAUCUCUUCGACGGCGCCGAGAUGCAGACCGACACUCGCGAGGAGACGCUCAAGGGUCUUGUCAUGAAUAGCGGCAAGAUGGUCCUCCUCGAUAAGCUCCUGGCGCGGCUGAAACAGGAUGGCCAUCGUGUUCUGAUCUUCAGCCAGAUGGUGCGCAUGCUCGACAUCCUCAGCGACUACAUGCAGCUGCGGGGAUACGCCCAUCAGCGCCUAGACGGCAUGGUUGCGUCCGAGUCUCGCAAGAAGUCUAUUGCGCACUUCAAUGCGCCAGGAUCACAGGACUUUGCGUUCCUGCUAUCUACGCGUGCAGGCGGGCUCGGGAUCAAUCUAGAAACGGCCGACACCGUGAUCAUCUUUGAUAGCGACUGGAAUCCUCAGAAUGAUCUCCAGGCGAUGGCUCGUGCCCACCGGAUUGGACAGAAGUCGCAUGUCAAUGUGUACCGUUUUGUCAGCAAAGACACGAUGGAGGAGGACGUUUUAGAGAGAGCAAAGAAGAAGAUGGUGUUGGAGUAUGCCAUUAUCAACCAGAUGGACACGUCGCAAGCCCAUCUUAGCUCCAAGCCAUCUGCUUCGAAAGAUGCUCAAAAGCCCGAUAACCUCAGUAAAGACGAGUUAACGGCAGUUUUAAAGUAUGGUGCUCAGAAAAUGUUCGAUAAGGAUGAUUCUACACAGAGCAAGAAGCUUGACGAGAUGGAUCUGGACGACAUCUUGAGCAGAGCAGAGGAUCACGAGACAACCCAGACAGGCGAGGGUGUUGGCGCUUCUCUCGGUGGCGAGAACUUCCUUGCGCAGUUCGCUGCUGUCAGCGACGUCAAGAAUGACAUGAACUGGGAGGAUAUCAUCCCCCUUGACGAGCGUCAGCGUUUCGAGGCUGAUGAGGAGGAUCGCCGGCAUGAGGAGACGAUGGCGCAGGAGUCACGUAAACGGAACCAUACGCAAGUGUCAUACGAGGGGAUGGAUGCCGAAAACCCAGCACCUGCAGCGGCGAAGAAGCCCAAGGCUCCUGGUCCUCAAAGAAAGACGGCAAGUCAGAAGGCGAUGGAACUGAAGGAGCGGGACGUUCGUGUCCUCAUCAGGAGUUUGCAGCGGUGGGGUGACAUUAGGCAGCGAUAUGAUGUUAUUGUUGCUGAGGCAAAACUGCAGGACAAGAACAAGGGCAUGAUUCUGGACGUCUCGGACGACAUUAUUGAGAUAUGUUCACAAGCCGUCAAGGACAGUGAAGAGCAGAAGCGACUGCGGGUGGCAUCGGGAGAAACCCUGACGAAUGCGCAAAAGAGUAAAGCCGUCCUUGUGACCUGCCGAGGUGUAGGUAACAUCAACGCGGAGACCGUGCUCUCUCGACACCGCGACCUCCGCAUCCUUUACAACAUUCUUUCAGAGCUCGAUGAUCCCUACAAGUGGGUCAUUCCCAUAGACAACAUCCGGCCAACUCUCAACUGGUCAGGUCGAUGGGGGCCCCAGGAUGAUUCGAUGCUCCUGGUGGGUGCCUACUUGUACGGCUUCGGCAAUUGGGAGGCGAUGGCCAAGGACCCAAAACUUGGCCUCGAGGGCAAGUUUUUCCUGGAAGAGGGCAAGAAGGGUGAAGAUGCAGCAAGCAGGCCCAUCCCGAACGCUAUCCACCUCGUGCGGCGGGGUGAUUUCCUGUUGAGCAUCUUGCAAGAGCAUGACGAGAAGCUACGUUCGUAUGAAAGUUCGUUGAGACAUAAGGGUCAGCUGAAGGUGUCUACUUCUCCACCUCCCACAGCCAUGGCCUCGACAUCGUCACAUGCCAGCAGUUUGAAGCGACGUGCAGAGAGCGAGGCAAUGGCGUCGAUAGAUGAUGGGAGUUCGAGAAAACGGAAGCGCAGGCCAACACCAACGUUUACGGAUUCAGAGUCGUCGGAUGAAUGUCCUUCCAUGGAUGAAGCUGCGACGAAGGAGGAGCUGCGACCUGUCAAGAAGCAACUGAAACAACUGAAGCUGUCUGGCGAGGACAUGCCCCGAGAUGAUAAAGUUGCGAUCCUGAAAGACUCCCUGGCUGCAAUCGGACGCCGUAUAGAGCUGGUUUUGAACGCGAAGGAGGCUGCUGGAGAGGAUCGCGAUCGGUGGCGAAGACACCUGUGGACAUUUGUCACGCUCUUCUGGCCGAAGAAGGUGAAAGCCAGCAAGUUGGAGGAGAUUCAUGCGAAGAUGGUCAUGAAGGAGGCUGCACCAAGACAGCAGGUUGAUCCAAAUGCCGCAAAAAAGCAGCGACUUCUUGGAGGAGUGAAAGCCAACGGCUCAUCCUCAGUGCCAUCAUCAUCAUCUAUUAGAACGAACGGCAAGUCGCAUCGAUGA